AUGAUCUUCUCCAACAUCAUUGCGCUUGCUGUGCUUGGUCUUGGUGCUUCAGUGGCCUCAGGGCACAGCAUCGAGUUCUUGGAAACCCCUCUACUGGCCUCAGGACGCAGCAUCGAGGUGUUGGAAACACGGCAAGAUGCGCAACCAGCACAGAAUGUCACCGUUGACGACUGUUCCUUCUUUUCCGAAGACGGGUACGCAUUGCCCCUCCCCAUCUUCAACUGUGACUCUUGCAACCUGCUGACGCAUCGAACUAUCUCCAGCAUCUUGCCAGAAUGUUGGCAGGUUCUCGAAAUGAACAACCACUUGAAUCACUGGUGGUCCAACAACUCUGCGAGGUGCGAGGCUUCGAAGAAGGGCUUUGCUCAGUGUUACUUGGACUCCGCCGGUCUCAUUUCAUGGCAAUGCGACUUCGUGGCCCUCAACGCAUGCACUCCGCCUCCCAGCGGGCGCGACGCUGGCUAUGCCUCGUAUCAGGAGUUUUACGUCAUCUGGAACAUCUAUGCCAUCAAUCUCUUCUGGACCAAUUACCAUUCGUCGCUACUUCAGGGACAGGCAAGUGCCAUUGGCUCAGUGGCCGAGAUCGUCAAGACCGUCGCGCCGCCAACGACGAAGAACCCCAAAACACCGCUGUUUUCCCCGAUCUACCUGGUCGGCCUCGGUCAAUUCGCGGCGUUGGCUCCUCUCCUCGGUGGUUCGGUUGCAGCAAGCAUGAUCUUCGCCUCCCUGAUCGGUGUUCUGGGUGGUGGAUCUGGUCUCUUCAAUCUUCUGUUCCCUCAGAAGACGGUGUACGACGUGCCCUGGGAGGGCUUGUCAGAUGCCCUAGGGACGAACGUCAACGAAUUUCAAAAGAAUGUCGGAGCAGCUUUGACUGAAAUUCAGACAAACUUUGACACAUUCUAUGCGCUUACCUCGAAUGGUGGCUUCAGCCAGAGGCUCAAGACGAACUUACCGGAGGACACCGAUUUUAUGUACCACAACCUCAAGAAAUGGGUAUUCAACCAGGCUCUGCAGCAAGCAGGCUACUUCGCCGUCAAGAAUCCCGGUGUUGACCCGCGGGAAAUUCCUAUUGAGCCGUAUGAUUGCUCUAAGUUGGACGACAAGAUGACGUGCGGCCCAAUUUGGUUUGACGGUAAAGACUCAUACGGCCUCGCGAAAGCAAACGAUAUUGGCAUGGAUCGCAUGAAGGAGAUCCUCGACGUAGCGUUUUCCAAGAACUGGACGACGCCGAGCGAGCUCUACAUCGAUGCUCAGUCGUGUCGUGGGAAGAACGGGUCUGAGGCGUUUGAUCCUGCAAUUGGCGAAGAAUUCACGGAGCUAACAACAUGCGACAUCCAGUCUAACCUACCUGUCUGCGAGUUCAACUUCGACUAUAAUCCGUAUGAGACUACCUGGGCCCGUGUAAACCCACCGCAGUUUACCAACUGUCCCAACAUGAGGGGUUGGGGAGUUCCUCCCUACUGGAGUAACGAUGCCGGAGUGCCGCUGACCUAUAUCGGUCCCUUUUUGAUGUCUGGCGUGAUUUAUAACGAGAAGAGCGGAUGA
This is a messenger RNA of Colletotrichum gloeosporioides, 1545 nucleotides long. RefSeq lists its product as uncharacterized. The record is from RefSeq and is a predicted model, not a curated record. The coding region runs from base 1 to 1545 and encodes 514 amino acids. NCBI's taxonomy places the organism in Eukaryota, Fungi, Ascomycota, Sordariomycetes, Glomerellales, Glomerellaceae. The transcript has 12 exons.